GGGCCACCACCUUCAAUGACUUUCAUGUCCUGUAGGAGUUCUCAGGCAGUGUCAAUGGAAGGAGGGUGUCAAGAAAGAGGCCUGGUUUAAGUCCAAAAAUGAUCAUCACAACAUGGAUUGUAUAUAUCCUCACACGGAAAGGUGCAGGGCUCCCCUUUCCACCAAAGACCAGUUCGGAUAUUGAAGUUGUGGAAAGCGAGGCAGUAUCUGUAGUACAACAUUGGUUGAAAAAAACAGAAGAGGAGGCUUCCCAGGGAAUAAAGGAGAAGAUGUCCACCAACUCAGCCCCUGUCCAUGGCCAAGAUGUGCAUGUCACCAGAGACGUGGUGAAGCACCAUCUCUCAAAGUCUGAUCUGUCAGCCAAUCACAGUCAAGAGGUCCUGGAGGAGAGAACGCGAAUUCAGUUCAUUCGGUGGAGCCACACCCGAAUCUUCCAAGUGCCCAGUGAGUUGACGAAUGAUGUCAUGCAGGAACGGAUUGAACAGGUGAGACGCAGCAUCUCCCAUCUCACCUGCGACUCGACUCAGGACCCCAGUUUCAGAUCUUCCUAUUCGGAAUGCUAAGAUCAACAAGGGUCAAGUCCUGCAGGGUCAAGAGCAGCCUGUGUCAGACGACCAUCCAUCUCCUGCUUGACCCGACGAAGGACUGAUGGGAUGUGGGAGGUUCCAGCGGGCGAGCCCCUCAUUGUGACAGCGGCAACACUGGAAUCUCCUCUCUGAACUGCUAAUAAAGAGACGUGCUAUUUAACCA
Messenger RNA from Ochotona curzoniae (black-lipped pika), 750 nucleotides. RefSeq names its product spermatogenesis associated 19 (gene SPATA19). NCBI's taxonomy places the organism in Eukaryota, Metazoa, Chordata, Mammalia, Lagomorpha, Ochotonidae. The transcript has 7 exons. The coding region runs from base 99 to 563 and encodes 154 amino acids. The record is from RefSeq and is a predicted model, not a curated record.